Molecule: messenger RNA, 636 nt
Organism: Fonsecaea nubica
Lineage: Eukaryota; Fungi; Ascomycota; Eurotiomycetes; Chaetothyriales; Herpotrichiellaceae
Exons: 2
Coding region: 1-636 (211 amino acids)
Biological process (GO): small GTPase-mediated signal transduction
Molecular function (GO): GTPase activity; GTP binding
Source: RefSeq, a predicted model, not a curated record
AUGACAGCGCAAGUGCCCAAGGAGGCUCAACCCGUGCCGGAAGUUGACAUUCUCUUCCUCGGCAGCCCCGGCGUAGGCAAAGCCACCUUCCUGUCACAGCUGGAACACAUCCGCGAUGGCAAGCUCAACCCGCCCGCGCCACCGCACAGGCGAGUCUUCGCCCCGGUCGGGCCGGUGACCUUCGACGUCACCCUGUAUCGUCGGCCGUACCAGUUCCGCAUCCACCCGUCGACGUCGCCGCUGUUCAUCGACCCGUUUCCCCCCAACCCGGCCUUCGCCAUCAUCGCCUUCUCCAUCUCGUCCCGCGACUCCCUGUACAACGCGCAGCACUACUGGCGCCACCAGCUGUCCCUGCACUACCAUGACCUCGAGCACACCAUGCCCGUCAUGCUGCUGGGCCUGAAGCGGGACGAGCGCACCGAGGAGAGGCGCGAGGACGGGUCCUACGAGUGCGUCAUGCCGCAGGAAGCGCUGCGCGUCGCCCAAGAGAUGUAUUGUGAUCGCUACGCCGAGUGCAGCGCCGUGACGGGCGAGUUGAUGUGGGAGGUCCUGGAAGACAUUACCCGGACCGCAGCGAAAACGACGACAAAGGAGGGUGGUGGACUGAGCGGGACGAAUACUUGUUCUGUGAUGUGA